This is a messenger RNA of Saccharomyces kudriavzevii IFO 1802, 1332 nucleotides long. It is a transcript of the gene ISR1, whose product is annotated as putative protein kinase ISR1. Gene Ontology annotation, molecular function: protein serine/threonine kinase activity; ATP binding. Gene Ontology annotation, biological process: protein phosphorylation. Bases 1 to 1332 code for a protein of 443 amino acids. NCBI's taxonomy places the organism in Eukaryota, Fungi, Ascomycota, Saccharomycetes, Saccharomycetales, Saccharomycetaceae. The transcript has a single exon. The record is from RefSeq and is a predicted model, not a curated record. Gene Ontology annotation, cellular component: cytoplasm.
AUGAACAGUACACCACCCACGUCUCCCUUCACUGAAGUUUCUGAUGGUGCAUUUCCAUCUAUAAGCAAGAAUAGUAAGGACUUUACUUAUCAUCUACCGCAAAAACGUAAUACUACCUCUGCGUCCUCACACCUGGUGUCCCCCGUAGAGGAGCCAACUGCUAAAUUUAGCGAGGCAUUUCAAAAUGCUUAUUCCACUAAGGUGCCUGUGGCGGGUUCAGAGACGUACUUAAAGAGCGAUUUGAAUAUACUAUUCGCAACCCCUCGAUUCUAUUCUGCAGAUAAUUUGGCUUCGAUGUUCCAUCUUCCCAGGACAGUAGCUGCCUCAGAGUUUCUGGACGAGUUUUUGAUGGGCAUACUACUAGCACCACAGAUGGAUUUUCUGUCUAACUCGGAUUAUACUCUUCCGUCCAACAAACUUGUCGGGCAAGGAGGUUAUUCAUAUGUUUACUCCAUAUCAUCAACCGCUUCCUCAACAUCCAGCCAUGAUUUGAGCUUUGUUCUCAAGUUUGCCAAAUCACAGCACAAGAGCAAAGUGAUUCUGCAGGAGGCCCUGACACUGGCAUACCUUCAAUACGCGAGUCCUUCAACAGGUGACAGUCAUAUCAUACCUUUUUAUGGUUUAACAUACAUUAACAAAUCUCAUUUCAGAAGGUUAAGGUCCAACGAAUGUGUGCCAGGCCUCAUUCUUCCGAGGUAUGAAAUGAAUCUAUACAACUUCAACUCGACAAUAUCGUACAAACUAUCGUUGGGAGGAAAAAGGAAACUAUGGUGGAAAUUGCUGACACAGAUGUUAGACGCAUUAAAAACAUUGAAAGGCAAUGGUAUAAUACACGGCGAUAUAAAAACAGCAAAUAUUCUAAUAACAGAGACACCAAUUCUUGAUGAAGGCAACUGCGACAAUUUCGAUUUCUAUCUGGCCGAUUUCACUUCGGCGUUUCACAUCAGUCAACUGCCUACCGACCUGAAUACCACAGUAGAGUAUUGUGCACCAGAGUUAAUUGAUAACUCUUCAGAUCAUGUUCCGACAUUUGAAACAGACUUCUACGCUGUGGGACUUUGUCUCUUGUCAUUCAUCUCCCAGCAUGAACCCUAUAAUGAACUUCAAGCAUUAGUAUCGCAUGGAUCCUCCCCAGGCAUUGGCAGUUCAUCUAUACAGCAGUCGCAGUGGUUAAUAAAUGUUCUUCUCAAGAAAGAUCCUAUAAAUUUAAACAUGUUGAGAAGUGACCUGUUCCAAGACUGGAAGUUAGAACUAGCACUAUUGUCCAAAGUUUUGGUAGGAAGACUUUCAUUAGAGAAUUUUAUAGCUAUACUUGAAAAUGAUUAUGUAUGA